AUGCCCUCCGCAGCGCCGCCCCCGGGCAUCUACGUCCCCGUCCCCACCUUCUUCGCCCGCAAGUCCGCCGCUUCCUAUGACCCCAUCACACCUCCCCUCGACCUCGAGACGCAGGCUGCCCACUCUGUAUACCUCGCCCAGGCCGGCAUCAAGGGCCUUGUCAUUCUCGGCUCGACCGGAGAGGCCGUCCACCUUCGCCUCGCUGAACGCGGACAGGUUCUUUCCGCCGCCCGCGCCGCCCUCGACAAGGCUGGCUUCUCCGACUACCCCAUCAUCGCCGGCACCGCCACCCAGGGCGUCGACGAGACGGUCGAGCACCUGACGGCCGCCCGCGACGCCGGCGCCCAGUGGGGCCUCUGUCUCGUCCCCGGCUACUUUGCCGGCGCCAGCACCCAGUCCGGCAUCAUCGCCUGGUUCCGCGCCGUCGCUGACCGCAGCCCUCUUCCCGUCCUGAUCUACCACUACCCCGGCGUGUCCAACAACGUCAAGGUUGCCCCCUCCACCUACGAGAUCCUCGCCGCCCACCCCAACAUUGUCGGCUGCAAGCUCUCCCACGGCGACGCCUCCCACCACGCCCUCAUCGCCGCGAACCCCUCCAUCGACCACACCGCCUUCGCCACCUUUACCGGCCUGGGCCAGCACCUCCUCCCCGUCGUGUCCAUCGGUGCCGCCGGUGCCAUUGACGGCUCGGCCGGCUUCUUCCCCCGUUCCGUCGUUCGCCUCUAUGAGCUUGCCGUCAAGGUCCGCCCCACGGACGAAGAGGCCGCCGAGCGCCGCCUGCUGCAGUUCCGCGUCAGCGGCGUCGAGGAAAUUGUCGUCAAGUUCGGCACCGUGGGCAUCAAGGAGGCCAUCAGCCGCCUGCGCGGCUUUGGCGACAUUGACGGCACCCGUCUGCCCCUGCACGGAGGCAUCCCUGGCGGCGACGCCGAGUGGGCCCAGUGGAAGAGCGUUCUCGAGCCCCUCGAGGCCAUCGAGAAGAGCCUAGGUGGCCAGUGA
Molecule: messenger RNA, 996 nt
Organism: Verticillium dahliae VdLs.17
Lineage: Eukaryota; Fungi; Ascomycota; Sordariomycetes; Glomerellales; Plectosphaerellaceae
Product: dihydrodipicolinate synthase
Exons: 1
Coding region: 1-996 (331 amino acids)
Molecular function (GO): 4-hydroxy-tetrahydrodipicolinate synthase activity
Source: RefSeq, a predicted model, not a curated record